AACCAACCGACGCUAGGAAUCCCCGUGCGAGGCUACAUCCUUCGGCGUGGACUUCAAUUGAGACUCCAGUUACUCACUGGCAGUUGUGAGGGGCAGUGUGCUUGGCCUGUUACAGGCGCUUGGUUGACUUGUUGAGUGUGUGUAACUAAACCGGCACCAUGUAUGAUGUGUUCGGAUCAAUUCGGGGUCUUCUUAAGAUCGACUCCGUUAGCAUCGAUAAUAAUAUAUUUCGCAUGCACUAUAAAGCAACGAUGUUCGUGCUGGUAGCGUUUUCCAUUCUUGUCACCCAAAAGCAAUAUUUUGGUGACCCCAUCGACUGUAUUGUGGAUAAAAUCCCCGCCAAUCUAAUGGAUACCUACUGCUGGAUCCACUCAACCUACACAAUUCCAUCUCUUGUCGGAGCUAAGAUUGGAGUUGAAGUUCCUCACCCCGGCAUCGCAAAUCCCAAAAGCAAUGAAGAAGAAUAUGAAGUGAAGUACCACAAAUACUAUCAGUGGGUGACGCUUUUCCUCUACCUCCAGGCGAUUAUGUUCUACAUCCCCCGCUACCUGUGGAAGGUUUGGGAAGCCGGUAAAGUGAAGAUGCUGGUCAUGCAGCUCAACUCGCCUAUUGUGGACGAUGAUGCCAAGAGGGAGCGCAAGAAGAUGCUUGUAAAUUACUUCAACGUCAACAUGCACAACCACAACUUCUAUGCCUACCGAUUCUUCUUCUGCGAAUUGCUCAACUUUGCUAACGUUGUUGGCCAGAUCUACUUCACUGAUCGCUUCUUGGGUUACGAGUUCACGACCUACGGCACGCGCGUGGUGCAGAUGAGCCAGCAGGAGUUCGGUACCAGGAGUGAUCCCAUGGACGCCGUUUUCCCCAAGGUGACCAAGUGCACCUUCCACAAAUACGGUAGCUCAGGCAGCAUCGAGACUCACGACGGUCUGUGUGUUCUGCCAUUGAACAUUUUCAAUGAGAAGAUCUACAUCUUCCUGUGGUUCUGGUUCAUCAUCGUGGCCAUCAUCUCGGGCAUCGGUCUGCUCUACAGACUCGCCACUUUUCUGGCGCCUUUCCGCCAGAUCCUCCUGCGUACGCGGUCCAGACUUGCCUCCCAGGAGGACGUUGAGGCUGUGUCGCGCAAGUGCCAAAUCGGAGACUGGUUCUUACUCUACCAACUUGCCAAGAACAUGGACCCGUUGAUUUACCGUGAAUUCAUCACGGAACUGGCACUAAAAUUCCAAGGAAAAGAGCCUAUAAACUAGCAGAUGCCUACAAUAAACUAGUUUUAUCACAGUAAUGCGUUUCGUUUAAUAGACUCCAAGUAGCACUGCUUGACUCCUGAAAGAUGGAGAGGUUCUGAAAAAUCUUCGUCUUGAUUGUAAGUUCAAGGAAGCACUCGACAAAAAACAACGGAAUUCCGUAUCUUAUGUUCUCUUCUCACGACUGGGGUUGAAGCACUAGUUAUCUUCAAACUCCAUUGAUUUUAGUGUGCCCAAUCUAAAUAUAUUGUACGUGUCUAAAAUUACGAUACGAUUUAUUAUGUUCGCAUCUAUUCGAGUUAUACCGUUGCAUCCUAACGGUAAUUAUUAGAUGACGUAUAAGACGGUUGUUCGUAUAAGACAAAAAAUUGAGUUUGAAGUCACUGAUGAACUUUUUUCGGUACAUUUCGAGGUGUUUAUCAUUUUUGGAAACAUUUACUUGUAAGUCCAAAUGCUUUCCAAGUUUAAAUCCUAUGAGUAAUACGACAGCCAGCGCUUGCUUAUUUUUGGACCGAAGAUCUUUUUUUUUUU
Molecule: messenger RNA, 1772 nt
Organism: Hyalella azteca
Lineage: Eukaryota; Metazoa; Arthropoda; Malacostraca; Amphipoda; Hyalellidae
Product: innexin inx2
Exons: 5
Coding region: 159-1244 (361 amino acids)
Biological process (GO): phototransduction
Cellular component (GO): gap junction; plasma membrane
Molecular function (GO): gap junction channel activity
Source: RefSeq, a predicted model, not a curated record